GCCAAGUAGUGAGUUGUUUUAAGCCAAGCUUUUUAUUUUUUUUAUCAAGAUGAUUAUACACUCUCAUUAAGCAAAACUCAAAACUCAUUCAUGAUGAGUCCUCUGCAACUGAUAAUCUGUAUGUUCAUACUUCUCCCACCAUCACUACUCUCCGCGGCUCUAUAUGCCAAACCGGGAUGCCGGGACCGCUGUGGGGAUUUACUGGUUCCAUAUCCAUUUGGAUUUGGGCCAAAUUGCAGUCUCAACCCAUAUUUUGACAUCAACUGCGAUUCUUCCACAAAUCCUCCAAAAGCUUACCUCUCUAUUAUGAAGAAACAAGUGAUUGAAUUCAAUCAAACUUACAUUCGCCUCAAAGACCCCUACAUGAUUUCAGCUUGCUAUGAUCAGGAUCUGUCAACGGGCAAUCAACACAGUAUGACAAUGAACCUGUCGGGAACUCCCUAUAUGCUUUCGGGUAGAAGCGUGCUCACUGCCAUCGGGUGUGAUGAUAUGGUGCUGCAAUCCCAAGGAAACUCCGUCCUUGGCGGCUGCUCGGCGUUUUGUGCUGACAAGAAUGAUACCGCCUUCGGAGAUUGCCACUUCCAUGGUUGUUGCCAUCAAGAACUACCCACCGGAACAAAAUUCGUGGAAGCAAAACUGAUUGACUUGAGCGGAAGUUCGCAACGUAAAAAGCUUUUCCCAUGCAGCUAUGCCUUUAUCCAGGAGACAUAUUGGAAUGAAACUGUAUUUUCAUAUCCUUUGUACUAUCUGAAUAGCUCAACGGCAUUGGUAAAUGAUAAUUGGGCAUCUGCAACAAGGCCACCGGUAGUGCGCUUGGACUGGGUUGCUGGGGCUGAGAGCUGCAGUCAAGCUAAGAAUUCCAACACGACUUACGCAUGUCUAGACGAAAAGAGUGUUUGUGCUGAUUAUCAAGAUUCCUAUCCCUAUGUUGUUACAGGAGUGGGAUACACAUGUAGCUGCGUGCAAGGGUACGAGGGAAAUCCGUACAUACGAGGAGGAUGCCAGACAAUAAUUUCCUCUUCAAGUUCAAUUGCCAAACCUGGAUGCAUGGAUCAAUGUGGAAAAGUAUCAAUUCCAUUUCCAUUUGGUGUGGGUCCAAAUUGCUACUUGGAGCCAUCUUUUGAGGUUGUCUGCAACAACGACACCAACCCCGCCACACCCUUCCUCAGUCUUUUGAACACUAAAAUCGUUGAGCUGAACUCAUCAAAAAUGGUCGUCAAAUACAUGAACGUAUCUUCAAAUUGCUACAGUGGGCCAGACUAUCAAGCUGAGCCAAGAUUAACAAUUGACUUGUUGAAAACGCAAUAUAGAUUAUCAGAUGACAACUGGAUCAACGCCGUUGGCUGCAAUGUUAUGGUUGUCGGGGUUAUUGGAGAAGACAAACGAAGUUCUAUUCGCAGCAGCUGCGCAGCCAUUUGCUCCGACAGUCAGAUCUAUGAUGACGGUAGUGUUUUCAUAGGAUGCGACUAUGGAAUAACAUCUUUUGCAGGUGAGGGUUGUUGCAGACUACCAAUUCCAAGAGGUACAACUUACCUUGAAUCAAGUAUGACUGAUCUUAGUGAACCACGGACAAGUGUCAAUAUUUCUUGUAGCUACGCCUUCACUGCAUACGCUGAAAGAAUGAAUGCAAAUGAUCGUCAUAAUAUAGGAUCAUCCCUUACGAAUAACUCAAAUAGGAUAGAAGUCAGAGAUCAGCCGAGCAUGGCAUUGGAUUGGAGGAUCGGAGCGAUGAAUUGCAAAGAAGCGCAGCAAGAUAUCGCUAACUUCGUAUGUCGAGAUAAUAGUGAUUGUGUUGAUUUUAAUGCUACGCUUGGAGGGUACCUCUGCAACUGCUCCAAAGGAUACACAGGCAAUCCUUACCUCAAUCCAGGCUGCCUAGAUAUUGAUGAAUGCGCUGAUAAUUCAACUAAUACAUGCGUCUCAAAUUCAAUUUGCCAAAAUGGUCCGGGGACGUUUCGCUGCUCGUGUCCAAAAGGGUAUAUUGGUGAUGGGAAAAAGGAUGGCACAGGUUGCAUUCCACAGCCUCCAUCCAAAACCAAGACGAUUAUCUUGACAGGUAUAGGCUCUGGUAUGGGGUUUCUGCUUCUAGUCUUAGUGUUCUUUUGGUUGUAUAAAUUGUUGCGAAAGAGAAAGGAAAGAAUGGUAAAAGACAAAUUCUUCAAACGAAAUGGUGGCCUUCUCUUGCAACAACAGACGAAUGAAGGUGCACUUGGAAAAACAAAAGUUUUCCCUGCAAAAGAGUUGGAGGUGGCUACGGAUAACUUCAAUGAGAGCAGAAUUAUUGGACAAGGAGGUCAAGGCACCGUCUAUAAAGGAAUGUUAUAUGAUGGUAAGAUUGUUGCGAUAAAAAAAUCAAAGUUGGUGGAGGUGAAUCAGUUGGAACAGUUUAUAAAUGAAGUGGUGAUACUAUCGCAAAUAAAUCAUAGGAAUGUGGUCAAACUAUUAGGGUGUUGUUUGGAGACUGAGGCUCCUCUACUUGUUUAUGAAUUCAUGCCAAACGGCACACUUUUUGAUCUUAUUCAUGAUCCAAGUAGUGAAUUUCCAUGUACAUGGAACAUUCGUUUGAAAAUUGCAGCAGAUAUAGCAGGGGCGGUAGCGUAUUUACACUCUGCAUCUUCUGUGCCUAUCUAUCACAGGGAUAUCAAGUCUAGUAAUAUCCUUCUAGACGAAAAAUAUGUUGUCAAAGUAUCAGAUUUUGGAACAUCGAGGUCCGUUGCUACAGAUCAGACUCACUUAACUACUCUGGUUAAAGGGACGUUUGGAUAUUUAGAUCCAGAAUAUUUUCGGUCCAGUCAAUUCACAGAGAAGAGUGAUGUUUAUAGUUUCGGGGUAGUUCUUGUCGAGCUUCUUACUGGGCAAAGGCCAAUAUCUCUUGAUAAAACAGAAGAAGAGAGAGGCCUAGCGACACGGUUUCUUGUAUGCAUGGAAGAAGAAUCUAUGGAUACAAUUUUAGAUUCACAAGUUCGGGAGCAAGGAAGAAAUGAAGAGGUGACCCUAGUUGCAAAGCUUGCUCAAAGAUGUUUACACUCGAAAGGGAGAAUGAGACCAACUAUGAAAGAAGUUGCUACUGAAUUGGAAAGUUUUAGGAUGUCUGAAAUGUCGAGUGGUGUAAACGUUGAAUCAGAAGACGUGGGAUCUUUCGAAGAUAUGUCCACGAUGAUUUCAGACACUGAGUGCACAUGGACGAGUAGUUAUAAUGAUGCUUCUGCAUCAUCAUUAGACACACAUCCGUUAAUGUUAUUUGAAAGUACGUCAAUAUAAACGCAUUUAUAGUAGACUCAAAUCAGAUGAUCAAGACUUUAUUCUAUGUCAUCUCUGAGAUUGAAGAUUGGAAUGUUAAGGAAUCGCUUUACAAUUGUUUUAAGUUUUUCUGUCACAUGAUGUGGAUAUUUUGAUU
Messenger RNA from Salvia splendens (bonfire salvia), 3397 nucleotides. Its product is annotated as wall-associated receptor kinase-like 2. The transcript is spliced from 6 exons. Bases 91 to 3261 code for a protein of 1056 amino acids. NCBI's taxonomy places the organism in Eukaryota, Viridiplantae, Streptophyta, Magnoliopsida, Lamiales, Lamiaceae. Gene Ontology annotation, cellular component: plasma membrane. Gene Ontology annotation, molecular function: calcium ion binding; ATP binding; polysaccharide binding. Gene Ontology annotation, biological process: cell surface receptor signaling pathway; protein phosphorylation. The record is from RefSeq and is a predicted model, not a curated record.